AUUAAAGUACCUAGAGAUGGGCUUUUCCAGAUAAGGGCAGUGCGCUGACCAUUCAGCAUUUCCCUCCUCUUCUGAUCUUCCUCUUUUCCCCUCCUCCCGGAUUCUUUCUCACACUUCCCACGCCUAUCCCCUAAUUCUGAAAGGCCUUGACCACGUCUUGUCUCAAUAAGCUUGUUCUAGAAUGUUGAGCUUCGGUGAAGAUCAUCAGCUGGAUCUGUGAAAUUAUAUAAUUAAAUUCGCGCGUGCGAUGGACGCCAAGAAUUCCCCUCACUAUCAGCCAACGGCUCGCUCUCUGCCUACCGACCACGAGCAGGUCUUGCCCUUGCUGGGUAAACCACCUGCGUGGAUGACACCGAACGGCGUUCACUCGGUUGCUAUUAAUAACCAUCCCUAUCAUCCUCCCCAUCCAUAUACCUAUCCGAUCGCGACGCCCAUUCCUGGCCCUGUACUGGGCUCUGCGCCUCCGCUGCUACCAUCACCGAUUCCCUCAUUACCACCGCAACAACAUCAACUACAACAACCGUCAUCGCUACCACCACCACCACCACCACCGUCCGCACCAGUCCAGAGUACUGCACCACCGCUCGCCGCUGCAGAAACAACCCGCCAAGAUGCAAACAAGAACGGAGUGACCAAGGCGCGCAAACCGCGCAAGACCAACAAUGCGUCCGGGGGCAGAUCAACACUGUUCUGGGUCCAUACUGACCCCAAGUCGGUCUCGGAAGGAACCAGGGAAGAGACACUCAAGCGCAUUCGUUCGCAUGUGAUGUCCGAGCAUAAUCGCAAGAAGCGACUGGAAAACACCAAGCGGCACAAGAGCAAAACUUGGAAGCACCUGGCUUUUCAACCGGUAGAAACAACAGCCUCGAGCUCGGCUGCUGCUGCGCCCUCAGCCUCCCAGACGAACCCUUCACCUAAGCAAACGGUCACCGAGUCCUCCUUUGGAGCCCGGAAUACUUCCGAGUCGCCGUCUCCAUCCUCUUCAUCCUCAGCUUCAUCAUCCCCGGAACAACGGCAUCGAGAGGAACCGCAGAAUGCGUUGGUGGUUACGGAGGCCAGCAGUUACCCAGUUGUUACAUCGGCAGCGGUCAACACCUACAGCAUUGACGCGCCCUCGUCUCACGAAUUUUCGCCCGUGCAGUUGGCGUCUCCAUGGACUCUGGUGGGUCAGGGCGGUAGUGACCCUUUCAAUACCUCGCAUACAGUGCUUUCAGACCGUAUGUCGCGGCAUCUUCAACAUUUCUUCGAACUGACGCAGAUCUCGUAUCCACUGCAACGCCGGUACGGGCCCAAGUUGAAAGCCCACUGGGCUGCGUUGGUGCAACAGGACCCAGCUUCAUUGCAUGCCUGCAUAUGUGUCGCAGCAUCCAACCGUGCUUUAGAGAAGGGAGAGCUGCCCUUGCGAGAUCCCAAUGAGCGGCGCUCCAGUGCGCUACUCCUCGAUACCUUCCACCAUCGAGGCGAGACAAUUCGACUGGUCAACGAAGGCCUCUCUGACCCGAUCAAGGCGUCCAGCGACGAGCUGAUCGCAGCCGUAUCCAUUCUUCUUACUAUUGAGAUCGCUUCCGGUAACCCUGAUUACCUGAAAAUCCACCUUGCCGGACUGCGGCAGAUGGUCGGCAUGCGCAACACCUUCGCAGACGUGCCUCCUGAUGUCCGAUUCCAGAUCUCAUGGACGGAUAUUCGGGUUGCAUGUAUGGCUUCGACCAAGCCUAUAUUCCCUUUCAUUCGUUACACCCGUCCUUUGCAUUUGGCGCUCAGAUCUCCCCAUGAAGAUCUUGAACACACAGCCUCCCGCUUGAUACAACUAAUUGAGAUACCCGGCAUCUUCGGCGGUGCCCUGCCUAAAACAAUAUGGGACCUACUUGAGCUGACCUGGUACUGCGAAUGGAUUAAGAGCGGGCCGAGCUAUCAAGAAUUCGACGAGGAGACCGAGAACUACUUCAACAACGAAGUGCUCCACGUGGAGUACGCCCUCCAUACGGAUCGCUUUACCCCUACCGGCGAAGUCAAGGGCGAUGCCUCUAUCGAAGGCUGCGUUCGACUGGCAUGUCUGCUGUUCCACAAUAAUGUGCUAUGGAAUUUCUAUCCGGCAGUGGCGCCGGUGUUCCCCAAACCCAUCAUCAACCUUCGCCUGGCAUUGGAGGCCACAAUGAAAGCGGGGUAUUUCGAGCUGUGUCGAGACGUCCUGAUCUGGAUUCUCUUCAUCGGAGCAACCAGCUCCGGCUUGCUACCCGAUCGAGCCUUUUUCGUGAACGAGCUUGUGGUCGUGGUGCGGCAAGAGGGGAUUCAAACGUGGCAAGAGCUCCGUGCCCUUCUGCUGGGAUUUUUCUAUGUGGACCGGUGCUAUCUUGGGCCGCUACGGGAGCUAUGGGAUGAGCUCCAGACGGUCCCGGUCCUAUCGCCAGAGUGUACCUGAAAGGGACUUUUUGUUUGUUGGGGACGAUACUUCUAUCUAUAUAUAGAGGCUUCACGGCAUGUCGAUUCAUUUGCACAUGUUGAUUGUAUGAUACACUAAUGAGAUGAGACAUGGUAUAUAUGAUUCAGCAAGUGGUUGUUUUGCUUGA
Aspergillus saccharolyticus JOP 1030-1 is the source of this 2567-nucleotide messenger RNA. RefSeq lists its product as uncharacterized. The record is from RefSeq and is a predicted model, not a curated record. Bases 248 to 2419 code for a protein of 723 amino acids. NCBI's taxonomy places the organism in Eukaryota, Fungi, Ascomycota, Eurotiomycetes, Eurotiales, Aspergillaceae. The transcript has 4 exons.